Molecule: messenger RNA, 6516 nt
Organism: Anolis carolinensis (green anole)
Lineage: Eukaryota; Metazoa; Chordata; Lepidosauria; Squamata; Anolidae
Gene: itga1
Product: integrin subunit alpha 1
Exons: 30
Coding region: 459-3998 (1179 amino acids)
Biological process (GO): cell-cell adhesion; cell adhesion mediated by integrin; integrin-mediated signaling pathway
Cellular component (GO): external side of plasma membrane; integrin complex
Molecular function (GO): integrin binding
Source: RefSeq, a predicted model, not a curated record
AGAGACACCCAUUAAUUAUCAGCUGCAGAUGUCCCUUUAAGGUUUGCUCUGCUGCCUGCAGACUUUAGCCUAAACACUAGCUGUUAAAGAUCUGACUUUAUUUGUACAUGUCUCUGGGCUCUUGGAUCCUGCCACGUGGGGGUUUCAAAGGCUGACAGCCCACUUCUUCAGAGAGGAUGGAGAGUGGGGGCUAAUAAAGGAGGGGGGAUAAUUCAUCUUGAUGUGUAGGGGGAGGAAAAGUUAAAGGGCUUGAACAACAAACAGGAAAUGCCUCACUGGACUGCUGUUGCUGCUGCAAAUGCAGAAGGGGACCAGAAGCAGCCAGAGGAACAGCAUUCUGGACUUAGCAGACGUUCUGUGAACAGCAGAGGUCCCCUUGCUGCUCUCCUGGAUAUCUGUCCUGGCUGGGUUCCUUUUGCUCUGCAACAAGGGUCUUCUCCUCUCACCUUCUCAGCAGCAUGUCAGGGCUCACUGUCCCAUGCUUGGUCAUCACAGCUGUGCUACAUCUCGCUGUGUCCUUCAACGUUGACGUGAAAGAUACAAUGACCUUCAGUGGUCCAGUGGAAGACAUGUUUGGAUACACUGUUCAGCAAUUUGAAAACGAAGAAGGAAAAUGGGUGCUAAUAGGGUCUCCCUUGGCUGGUCAACCCCAGAAGAAAACGGGUGAUGUCUAUAAAUGUCCUGUUGGCAGGGACAAUGGUUUGCCAUGUGUAAAAUUAAACUUGCCAGCGAACACAUCCAUUCCCCAAGUGGCAGAAGUAAAGGAGAACAUGACCCUCGGAUCCACUUUAGUGACCAAUCCCAAAGGAGGUUUUUUGGCAUGUGGGCCUCUUUAUGCUUAUAAGUGUGGACGCUUGCAUUACACAACCGGCAUCUGUUCCAAUGUCAGCUCCAAUUUUGAGGUUGUCAACUCUAUUGCCCCAUCUGUACAAGAAUGCAAUACCCAACUGGACAUUGUCAUAGUUCUUGAUGGCUCCAAUAGUAUUUAUCCAUGGGAGAGUGUCACUGAGUUUUUGAACAGUUUGCUGCAAAAUAUGAACAUAGGUCCCCAACAGACACAGGUUGGAAUUGUUCAAUAUGGAGAAAAUGUAACCCAUGAGUUUAACCUUAACACAUACACGACUGUGGAAGAAGUACUGGUGGCAGCUAAAAAGAUUGGACAGAGGGGUGGAACCCGAACAAACACAGCUCUUGGAAUUGACACAGCAAGAAAAGAAGCUUUUACAGAAGCUCGGGGUGCACGCCGAGGAGUACAAAAAGUAAUGGUAGUUGUGACUGAUGGAGAAUCUCAUGACAACUACCGCUUGGGAGAAGUCAUUCAGGAUUGUGAAGAUGAAAACAUUCAAAGAUUCUCUAUUGCAAUCCUUGGCCAUUAUAACCGAGGAAACCUCAGCACUGAGAAAUUAGUUGAAGAAAUCAAAUCAAUCGCAAGUGAGCCAACUGAGAAGCAUUUUUUUAAUGUCUCAGAUGAAUUAGCCCUGCUUACUAUUGUUGAAGCUCUUGGAGAGAGGAUAUUUGCUCUGGAAGCUACAAAAGACCAACUGGCAUCCUCUUUUGAAAUGGAAAUGUCUCAAGCUGGGUUCAGUGCCCAUUAUUCUCAGGACUGGAUCAUGCUUGGAGCAGUUGGAGCCUAUGACUGGAAUGGAACCGUUGUCAUGUUAAAGAAUACUGCUGCUCUAAUUCCAAGAAAUGACACCUUUUAUGAUGCAUCUUCAGAAAGAAAUGAACUCCUUGCAGCUUACUUAGGUUAUACAGUAAAUUCAGCCUCCGUACCUGGAGAUGUGCUGUACAUUGCUGGCCAACCUCGAUAUAAUCACACUGGUCAAGUCAUCAUAUAUAGAAUGAGAGGGGGAGAUAUAGAAAUACUUCAGCGGUUAAGUGGAGAACAAAUUGGGUCCUAUUUUGGGAGUGUUAUUACAACCAUAGACGUUGACAAAGAUACGUUUACUGAUAUUCUUCUGGUGGGAGCACCUAUGUACAUGGGGACUGAAAAGGAAGAACAAGGCAGGGUCUAUGUUUAUGCUUUGAACAAGAAAACAUUUGAAUAUCAGAUGACACUUGAGCCUAUAAAGCAAACAUGUUGUUCGCAACUGAAACACAGUGACUGCACAAAUCACAACAAGAAUGAACCUUGUGGGGCACGCUUUGGAACCUCCAUAGCGGCUGUAAAGGAUCUGAACCUUGAUGGGUUUAAUGACAUCGUUAUAGGGGCUCCUCUAGAAGAUGAUCACCGUGGAGCUGUGUAUGUUUACCAUGGCAAUGGCAACAUCAUAAGAAAAGAAUACGCUCAGCGCAUUGCAUCAGGUGGAGAUGGGGAAAAGAUGAAAUUUUUUGGACAAUCCAUACAUGGCGAAAUGGAUUUAAAUGGAGACGGAUUGACAGAUGUCACCAUUGGAGGACUUGGUGGGGCAGCCCUCUUCUGGUCUCGAGAUGUUGCAGAAGUGAAUGUGACCAUGAAAUUCAUGCCCAACAAAAUUAAUAUCCAGAAAAUAAACAGUGGCAUGGAAAAGCAAAGAAUAUUCAUCAAUGCCACAAUUUGCUUUGAAGUUAGAUUAAAAUCAAAGGAAGUUACAGUAAAUGAAACAAAUAUCCAGUAUUGGAUUACACUUGAUGCACAAAGAAAGUUGUCUCGAAGCCUUUUCACAGAAUCAUCCGAAAGGAAGAUGCAAAAAAAUAUCACAGUCAAGGGUUCAGACUGUGUAAAGCACAACUUCUACAUGUUGGAUAAGCCUGACUUCCGUGAUUCUAUCAAGGUUUUGCUGGAGUUCAACUUCUCUGAUCCAGAGAGUGGGCCUAUUCUUGACAACACAUUGCCCAACUCAAUAUAUGAAUAUAUCCCUUUCACAAAAGAUUGCGGAAGCAAGAAGAAAUGUAUUACUGAUCUACAGUUGACUGCCAAUGCAACCAUAGGAGGAAACAGUUUUUCUCCAUUCAUUGUCAAGCUGAACAACCUCAAGUUCUGGGUACAAAUGCUUGUUAGGAAUAAAAAAGACAGUGCUUAUAAUACAAGAGUCUUUGUUCAAUAUUCUCCCAAUAUUAUUUUUGUUGGGAUUGAGAAAAUACCCAAAGAUAGUUGUGAAUUUGGGCAAAACAUCACUUGUAAAAUUGGUUACCCAUUCCUAUCAACUGGAGAGGAGAUUUACUUUGAAAUAGCAUUCCAGUUCAAUGUGUCUUAUCUUCUGGAAAAUACUACCAUUCAGUUUUCUGUAACAAGUGACAGUGAUGAACAUGAUGAGACUCUAGAAGACAACAGAGGAAGUAUUGUAAUACCCAUAAAAUAUGAAAGUGGAUUAAUAUUCAAAAGGGAUCCAAGUUCAUAUCAUAUCAUCAUUGCUGCAAAUGAACAUUCUCCAGAAGUAUUUAAUUCCACGGAAAGCAUUGGAGAUGAAAUUAACUUAAACUAUAUGAUUGAAAGAAUUGAAAAAAUUGAAUAUUUGCCAAUGCCAGAACUUACACUGCAAAUCUCAUUCCCUCACAUGGACUCAGCAAAAAAUCCUAUCCUUUACCUAACCAGAAUAUCAUACUCAGAGAAUGUCCGGUGCCAAAGUAGCCAUCCCACUGACCCGUUAAAGAUCGAUGCUGCUGACAGUCCAUUUGUGGUGCCAAGAAUACAAAAGCCUCUAAAGGAUGCGCAAAUAGACUGUGAUUCGUAUGAUUGCAUAGCUAUUAACUGUACUGUGGCUCCAUCUGAUGUAACGCAGGUGAAUAUUUCACUCCGACUCUGGAAACGUACCUUCAUAAAGGCAAGCAUUCACAGUGCAGAGAUCACAGCAAGAGCAUUACUUCGAAGUGAAAAUUCAUUGCUGAUUUUGAAAAAAGAAAAUGAAAAAAUAGAGACAAGUAUUAAAAUCUCAAGAGAGCUUCUUCCUGGCCAUGUGCCCUUAUGGGUUAUUCUGCUGAGUAUAUUCGCUGGACUUCUGAUUCUUACACUACUUAUAUUUGCAUUGUGGAAGGCUGGAUUUUUCAACAGGCCAUUAAGAAAGAAAAUGGAGAAAUGAGAAGAAAAGUCCUCAAAGGAAAACUGUAGCAAUUCUACAAUGAUCAGUCCUCAGGUCUUCCUCAGAAAUGUGACUGUAAAAUAGUUGUGUUUUGUGGUCAUCACGUUUUCCUCCACAUCCACAGAGAAUACCUAACAUGUAAAGAAAAGAAAACUGACAAAUCAAAGGGAAACCAUGAGAGACACAGGGAGGAUAUAUUUUUUUUCUACUCUUUUGACAUGGGAAGGAAUGAAAGAUCCUUGCAUAUUGUUCCAUGUGACUUGGAGUGUGUGCGGGUGGGAGGGGGGUCUUCAUUUUGAAAUGGAAAUGCAACUGCUUUUGAAAUUGCGAGCAUUUUGAAAACAGUUUGGGUUAAUACCGGGAGAGGAAUGCAGGGUAGGGGGUGGGGGUACUAAUUAAAGAAAAGUUUUUUAAAAAUCACACUAUUUGGCUGCAGUCUUAGCACAUUUAUGAUUGCUUUUAAAGCACUACUUGAAUGCUGCCAUCGCAGUGCAUGUUCAUAGAAAUAAGUUCUACUGAACUCAGUAGGGUGUACUGUAUCUCAGAAUAAGAGAUUCGGCUGUCGGCUUGUAAUGUGCAUAGUAAACCUGACUUUAUAAACUUGUUCUUUCACUGUUCCAAGAUGGAGCUGCAGGGAGUGAAAUCUCUCGGUUUACUUCUUAUUUUCAAUAAGUAAACGUUCAAAGCUUGGUACUUGACUAAUCCUAUAUUCCACCGCUUGGAUAGACUAUUUUUAUUGUGUCAGAAACGACUUGAGAAAGAUACUGCAAGUCGCUUCUGGUGUGAGAGAAUUGGCUGUCUACAGAGACAUUGCCCAGGGGAUGCCCGGAUGUGUUACCAUCCUACUGGGAGGCUUCUCUCAUGUCCCUGCAAGCUAGAGCUGACAGACGGGAGUUCACCCCAUCUUGCAGAUUUGAACAGCAACCUUCAGAUCAGCAUGAUGAAAUCCGUGUUGAGAAGCUUGGCAUUGAAAACAGUUCCACCAAGGAAGCUUCCGUUUCUGCUAAAUGUAACUGGGGAAGACUUACAGUUCAGCAGCAGAGCACAUGUUUGCAUGCAAAAGAUUCCAGGUUCAGUCCCUGUUAUCUCAAGAAAUGACUGGGAAACCCCCCAUUCAGAAACCCUGUGCUACCAGUCAGUGCAGAAAAUACUGAACUAGGUGAAUUAAAGACACAACUCACUUUAUUAUUGUCUCCAGUGUCCCUAGUGCAGUAUUGUGUGCGUGCGAAAAUUAUGACAUAAAAAAGAAUUCAGUUCAUGUAAUAAUUACAUAGGUCUGGUUCAGAAACAGGAGGAGAUAAUUUUUUAAUACAGUUGUCCCUCCACAUUUACGAAAUAUUAUCUCAAGGAAUCUCUAGGUCCUCCUGUGUAACCCCAUGGCCAACGUCCUCCAGUCAUUUGGGAGAACUUAGUCCCCUUCUACACUGCCAUAUAAAAUCCAGAUGAUCUACUUUGAACUGGAUUAUAUGGCAGUGUAGACUCAGAUAAUUUAGUUCAAAGCAGAUAUUGUGGAUUAUCUGCUUGGAUAAUCUGGAUUAAAUGGCAGUGUAGAAGGGGCUUUAGAGAAUUCUAGAGGGAAUGCCUCCAGGGAUGUCUAGGUUCUCAAAUAUCAUUCUAGAGAUAUGAUGGAAGACUUAGAAAUUCAAAGAGAGAUGUUAUCUCAGGUAAAAAUACCCAGCAUGUUUUUAUUUGAGGAUUUUCACUUUCAUGUUAGGAAUCAGGUUAAAUGUAAUAGUCACAAUUCUGAAAAAAGAAAAAAGAAACCUCCCCUUUUACAGUUUACAAUUAUAUAUACAAAUGAUGUUGUUUUAGCAAAAUCCAACAUAUAAUUAUUUACAUGGCCAAUGUAGAUGUCAAAUGUGCAUUUCUGGCAUUUUCCUUUCCCCAUCCGCUAAGGUCAUGUAUGUGCACAGAGAAAUAGCAUUUAUGUGGUUUCACUGUAGAAGAAUUGUUUAGUUAUUUGAAAGGGUGAUUAGGCUUGCAUUCAACUUUUCAAAAACUCCAAAUGUGUAAAAAAAAAAUUGCUGCUUAUGAACUCCCUGGUGCUGGUGCGCAUAAUAAGACUGACUGUAAAAUAUCCUUGCAUUAAUCUGCCAGUUUAUUUGCACUGAGGUUUUCUGUUUGUUUAAAACAGCACCAAUGGCCCUUCUGAAUUCCUUUGUAUUUUAUAAGAUGUGCUCAUGGGGACUGCUGGGAGUCAUAGUCCAACAGGAUUUGAUAAAUCACGUGAAUUCUGCCCCUAAAUCACAUGAAUUCCACUCCAAUAGUCUGUGGCUCUGUUGGUAGAACACCACAGAGCAGGAGGUUUUGUGUUUGUUUCCUGAUAUACCAUAUUAUGAACCCAUGGCAGAUUUUAAAGAAUUUUCACAUUAUGAAGUUGGGAUUUCUGUAGUUGUGCCCAAGAUAGGAAUUUAUAGCGUGAAUUUAUCCCAGACACACAAUUGCAUUUGAAUAAACUGUAUUUUUUUCUGGUAGUGAUGUUUUUAAUGCUUGAAUAAACAGGAAUAUCUACACUGUU